Messenger RNA from Manihot esculenta (cassava), 1989 nucleotides. RefSeq names its product inositol transporter 4. Bases 95 to 1828 code for a protein of 577 amino acids. Gene Ontology annotation, cellular component: membrane. The record is from RefSeq and is a predicted model, not a curated record. NCBI's taxonomy places the organism in Eukaryota, Viridiplantae, Streptophyta, Magnoliopsida, Malpighiales, Euphorbiaceae. The transcript has 6 exons. Gene Ontology annotation, molecular function: myo-inositol:proton symporter activity. Gene Ontology annotation, biological process: transmembrane transport.
UUACUGAUUCUCUGCAUAUCGCGCAUGAAUUUUUCAGGAUUUCCCUCUGUGUUAUUGUAAUUGAAUUCCCAGUUUGUCCUGCUGAGAAUAAAAAAUGGUUGAAGGUGGUGUUGUGAAAGCGGACAAAACAGAAUUCACAGAAUGCUGGCGUACGGCCUGGCAGACUCCUUAUAUCAUGCGGCUUGCACUCUCUGCAGGCAUUGGAGGGCUUCUGUUUGGUUACGAUACAGGGGUUAUUUCUGGUGCCCUGCUUUACAUCCGUGACGACUUUGAAUCUGUCGACAAGAAUACAUGGCUGCAGGCCACUAUCGUGAGUAUGGCUGUUGCAGGAGCUAUUGUUGGAGCUGCUGGUGGUGGAAUCAUCAAUGAUAAGUUUGGGAGGAAGAAAUCAAUUUUAUUUGCGGAUGUAGUGUUCUUUUUUGGUGCAGUAAUCAUGGCCAUUGCUCCUGCUCCAUGGGUUAUAAUUGUGGGAAGACUUCUUGUUGGUUUUGGAGUUGGAAUGGCAUCCAUGACAUCACCUCUUUACAUUUCUGAAUGCUCACCUGCGAGAAUUCGAGGGGCACUUGUCAGUACAAAUGGUUUGCUAAUAACUGGGGGACAGUUUUUGUCUUACUUAAUCAAUCUUGCCUUCACCAAGACUAAUGGAACAUGGCGUUGGAUGCUUGGGGUUGCUGGCAUCCCACCUGUAGUUCAGAUUGUGCUGAUGUUAUCACUUCCUGAGUCCCCCAGAUGGCUCUACAGAAAGAACAAGGUAGAAGAAGCGAGGGCUAUCUUACAGAGGAUAUAUCCUGAUGAUGAAGUUGAAAUGGAGAUGAAAGCCUUAGCUUCAUCUGUCGAAGCUGAAAAGGCAGAUGAAGCUGCUCUUGGAGAUGACAUUUUCUCUAAAGUAAAGGGUGCAUUUUCAAACACUGUAGUCCGCAGGGGACUCUAUGCAGGCAUCACUGUUCAAGUUGCUCAACAGUUUGUUGGUAUAAACACUGUCAUGUACUAUGCUCCAACCAUAGUCCAGUUUGCUGGAUUCGCUUCAAACUCUGUGGCCUUAGCACUAUCUCUCAUUACUUCAGGCCUAAAUGUUGUGGGCUCCCUUGUUAGCAUGGCUUUUGUUGAUAGAUAUGGAAGGAGGAGGCUGAUGAUCGUUUCUAUGACGUUGACCAUUGGUUUUCUUGUGGCCUUAUCUAUCGUAUUUAUGCAAGCUUCUUCCCAUGCCCCCAAGGUUAGUUCAAUUGAGACCGCACAUUUCGGCAAAAACACUACUUGUCCCAAAUAUCUGACAGUACCAGAUGCAUCAAGAUGGAGCUGUAUGUCCUGUUUGAAAGCAAAGUGUGGUUUCUGUGCGAAUGGAGCCAGCGAAUACCAACCUGGAGCAUGCUUGGACGGGACCAACGUCCUAAAGGCCACGUGUCAUGCUGAACAUCGAGUGUUUUUUGAGAACGGUUGCCCAAGUAAAUUUGGAUUUCUUGCUGUUAUACUUCUUGGACUCUAUAUAAUUGCUUAUGCACCUGGAAUGGGUACUGUACCAUGGAUUGUGAACUCAGAAAUAUACCCAUUGAGGUAUAGAGGAAUAGGUGGAGGGAUUGCCGCAGUGGCGAACUGGGUUUCGAAUCUUAUAGUGAGUGAGUCAUAUCUAUCUCUAACCGAGCAUCUCGGCGCUGGUGGUACAUUUUUCCUAUUUGCUGGAAUUUCCUGCAUUGGACUUGGAUUCAUUUUCUGGUUUGUGCCUGAAACCAAAGGCCUACAAUUUGAGGAGGUUGAGAAAAUCUUAGCGGCCGGAUACAGGCCAGAUUUGUGUGGGGGGAAGAAAAAGAGGAAGGAUGUCGAUACUGCGUAAUGCCAGAGAAGCUUGGUCUGAAAGUGAGAAUGAAAAGUUCUAUUGUACAACACAUGAAAAAUUGUCAAAUACUCUUUCCGAGUUUUAAUAAGGAAGGAAUUCUGUUGAUCUCAUUCUGUGUAUAAAAAAAAAAAAAAAAUGAACAAUUGUUUCCUUAUUGA